GUGCCUCUGCUUCCCGUACUCGCCGUUAUGCCUGCAGACUACAGGGGCGGUCUUAGCGAGGCAUCGAGAUCGGUGAAACUAGUCUGCUGAGGUAGGUACUGCAGCCGAUCCUGACAGAAUCCGAGAAAAUGACUUCGGUCCACUGUACUGACUCCCCCACGUCCGCCUACCCUCCUAGUGAGAACGACUUUGCAGAAAACUUGACGAACUUGAGCAGGGACGAGUCGACGACGAACCGCACAGAUCUAGGCUUCAUGGACGAUGUAGGCUUCUGCGGCGCCGCAUGUAUCCUGACCAUGUACGAGAUCUCCCUGCCGGUCAUCAUCACGGGCGCCCUGACGUUCGUGGUCGGCAUCAUCGGGAACUCCCUGGUCAUCUUCUCGGUCUGCCGAAACAAGUGCCUCCGCACCGGCAUCAACUUCUACCUGGUGAGCCUGGCCAUGGCGGACCUGGUGACGGCGGCGGUGUUCGCCCCGAUGGAGACGGUAGAGUUCUUCCUGAAGGACUGGCAGCUCGGCCUGUUCGCCUGUAAGGGGGUGGCGUUCGUCCAUCUCCUGACCAGAACCUGCUCCGCUCUCACCCUCACCGCCAUCGCCGUGGAAAGGCAUGACUCGCCCAUAUGAAACAUACAGGUAAAAAUGCACAGAAUAACAA
Branchiostoma belcheri (Belcher's lancelet) is the source of this 654-nucleotide messenger RNA. RefSeq names its product pyroglutamylated RFamide peptide receptor-like. The record is from RefSeq and is a predicted model, not a curated record. Gene Ontology annotation, biological process: G protein-coupled receptor signaling pathway. Bases 129 to 623 code for a protein of 164 amino acids. NCBI's taxonomy places the organism in Eukaryota, Metazoa, Chordata, Leptocardii, Amphioxiformes, Branchiostomatidae. The transcript has 2 exons. Gene Ontology annotation, molecular function: G protein-coupled receptor activity. Gene Ontology annotation, cellular component: plasma membrane.